Messenger RNA from Knipowitschia caucasica, 909 nucleotides. The record is from the annotation of a GenBank genome assembly. Lineage: Eukaryota; Metazoa; Chordata; Actinopteri; Gobiiformes; Gobiidae.
AUGUCUCCUCUGUGUCUUGCGCAGGAUAGUCCGCUCAUCCUUCAGUCGGACCGUAAUGUGACCGUCAAUGCCAGGAACGGUGAGGGACAGCUGACCGGACAGCUCACGAUCGGGUCAGAGAUGGUGGUUGCGCAGUGCCAGAGGUUUGAAGUGCGGAGCGCUGAUGGAGAGAGGGUGCUGUUCUCUGCCGACGAAGAGGAGAUCAGCAUCGGCACCGAGAAGCUCCGAGUCACAGGGAAUGAAGGAGUCGUGUUCAGUCAUUCUGUGGAGACGUCACAUGUACGAGCCGAGCCCUUCCAGGAUCUAAAACUGGAGUCCCCAACCCGAACCCUGACCCUGGAGGCACCCCGAGGAGUGGAGAUCAAUGCCGGUGUAGGGGACUUCACAGCGUCCUGCAGAAAAGACCUACUGCUGCAGUCCUCAGAUGGAGAGAUCCUCCUAGACGCCACCACAAUCAGACUGGGCAGUAUCCCCCUGGGCAGCGCUGUGGAUCCUCUUGAGGGGGCGCCAGCAGGAACCACCUACACCAAACAGACUGUGUACGAGCUCUGCUCUUGUGCUAACGGCAAACUCUACCUGUCCCCAGCGGAGAAAGGAUUGCCCAACCUGGAGCACACCGCGCGGCCCACUCCCCUGCGCGAUCCAGGGGCCCACAACUUCAACCCAGGCGCAGGUUGGAGCUCGCUGCCCGGACAGCUGGCCGAUCCUUUUCCCUAUCGAGCUGAACUCGACUUGCCUGUCCCGCAGCGGCGCAACUGCUCUCCAACUCCCACCAAAAAGGAGCACCGUGGACCAUCGCGCCUCAAGCCACCUCUGGGCUUCCCCGGGACCGAUCCCCGCCCCCUGCUCCCGUGUGUGGGAAAGACUGGAGUGUGUGUGCGCCCGCUCUCCGUGCGUGAGGAAGACUGA